This is a messenger RNA of Papilio machaon (common yellow swallowtail), 6128 nucleotides long. RefSeq names its product trithorax group protein osa (gene osa). The record is from RefSeq and is a predicted model, not a curated record. Gene Ontology annotation, cellular component: brahma complex; nucleoplasm; nBAF complex. Gene Ontology annotation, biological process: chromatin remodeling; regulation of transcription by RNA polymerase II; positive regulation of DNA-templated transcription. NCBI's taxonomy places the organism in Eukaryota, Metazoa, Arthropoda, Insecta, Lepidoptera, Papilionidae. Gene Ontology annotation, molecular function: nucleosome binding; DNA binding. The coding region runs from base 665 to 5560 and encodes 1631 amino acids. The transcript is spliced from 19 exons.
GCUGCAGUAACUACGUGGUCGCAAUAUUACGGAAAUGUAAACAUGCACAGAUAAUUCUCAGUUAAAUUUUCCAUAUUUGGUGCUUAGAGUUAAACAUUUUAGCCUUAUCAUUAUACUAUUCCAAAAUAACUUACAUCUGAGUUAAUAUCUGAUAACUAACGCUCCUACUGCAAGAUUUUUAUUUUUCUGUCACUGUAGUGAAGAUAGGCAAAAGCGUCACCGAGUGCUGUAGAAUUCAAGUCUGUUAAUGGCGGACGCUAAUAAUUUUGGAAGUUUCGUGAUUCUAUUGUUCUGUUUUUGAAUAUUUCAUCUAUCUAUAGAUUAGGGCAUGAGUUUUGCAAUCAGUGAUCGCAUCGGUAGUGUUGUAAAUGUGAAAGUGCUAUGAAAUGUUCAGUGUGAACAUGACAAAAGCGCCCGCUAGAUAUGUAACCUUUUCCAUAACCUCGUUUACGCCAAUGGAGUAGAUAUGUGAUCGAUGUGUGUGCGUCGGUGAACGAUUUUUCGUCAGUUUCGCGUUACAAUUUGUGCAAAGUUUAUUGGCAUAAUAGUGAUGGAAGUGUCCGCGUCGCGGUUUUGCAAUCCGACGCCCGUUUUCGAUGUAACGUAAGUGAGCCGGUCGAUCGCUAGAGCGAGUGUAAGCAGGGACGGCCGCUACCAGCCGAACAUGGCUGCGACGCAGGCAGAGUCUCAGCGUAGCGAAGUGAACGUAGAUCAGAGUCCAACGGAGCAGCUCGGUGAAUCGCGGAGCGCUCUAUUACAAAACGGCACUGACAAGAGCGUAGGGCGCGUUCCGCCCGAUGGCGUUGUGAACACAAAGAGUAAAUCGCCGAUGUCGGCCGAUCCGGGGCAGCCACGCGACAGUGGCGAGGCGCCCGGCCACGACCGGGGCGGCGAGAGGCCGGGGCCCGACCAGUACGGCCAGUAUCGGUACCCAGAGGGCGCAGACCCGUAUUAUGCCGCGAGGCCUGGAUUUCCCGGCAAACCGCGGCCGCCGCCGCAGCAGAGGUUCUUCCCGGGGCAGCCUGCGUCACAGGCACCAGGCCCGACGCCCACACUCAAUUCGUUGUUACAAUCGAGCGGUGCACCGCCACACCGCUACCCCAAUAGCUACGACCAGCCGCCGGCGGGCUACGGGCCCGCGCCCGGCUGGCCACCGCCGCGACCGAUGCCUCCUUAUAAUCCCCAAGGAGGACCUUACAGAAAUUCUACGCCGGCGAGGGGAUAUGGCGGUCCUCCGUACGGCGGGCCCGGCGGUGGGCAGCAGCCCGGUUACGGCCCGCCCGGCGCGUACCCGCAACGGUACCCGCCACCGCCUAACUCGCGACCACCCUUCUCACCGCAUCAGGGCUACGAACGCGGCGGAUCCCCGCAGCCGCCGAGCCACCCGUCAGGCGCGCCAAGCCCGGGCGCCGCACCCGCCGCCGGGCCGCUCUCGCCCUCGCACGACACGCAGCACCCGCCACAUCUGCCGCCCGCCUCACAGCCACCGCACCAGGGCUACCCGCCGCCGCCGAGACCCCCGCAGCCGUCCACGCCUAAUGCACAUGAUCCUGAUUCGGAUCUGACAGGUCAGAACAGCAAUGACUCGGGCGGCAGCGGCAGCGGCGGAGCGGGGCGCGCGACCACGCCGCACCUGAGACCCACGCCCAGCCCCACCGGCUCCAGCGGCUCGCGCUCCAUGUCACCGGCUGUCGGAACUCAAAACGUACCUAUGCCCCCGCGGCCGUCGUCAUCACUGUCGGACGGCGGCGGGCCGGCGGCGCGCGGCGCAGGCCCCGCGGGCGCAGCGCCCGGCGCCAUGGUGGCGCAGCCCUACCAUCACGCGUACAAGGCGGCGCACUACCCGCCGCAGCCCUACGGUUACCCGCCGCGCAACCACCACCCCUACCCCUACGCUGGUUACCGGCCUGCACCACCGCCGCAUCCCCCGCACCCGCCGCAACACUAUCCGCCACUCAAGGGAGCGCGACAUAUGGGUCCUCCGGGCGAGGCAAUGCCGCCCCCGGUGGCGCCUGGCGAGCAUGAUAACGGGCCUGCCGCGCCCGCCACCGCCCUCGUCACCACAGGUCCCGACGGUGCGCCGCUCGACGAGGGCAGCCAGCAGAGCACGCUCAGCAACGCCUCCGCCGCGUCGGGCGAGGAGCAGUGCGGGUCGAAAGGGCGUAAAGAGGUGGGCGCGGGGGGCGCGGGCAGCGCGGCGCCCUCGCCCUCGCCCGGCGGCGGCUCGCACUCCUCCAUGCACGAUGACUACGACGCGCCCGCCACCUGGCGCCCGCCUUCUAGUCCCGUGUUUAACAGUCACAUACCGCCGGAGUCCUACAGAUCAAAGAAGUCGGACUCGCUGGGCAAGCUGUACGAGAUGGAUGACGCGCCGGAGCGCCGAGGCUGGGUGGAGCGGCUGCUGGCCUUCAUGGAGGAGAGGCGCACGCCCAUUGCCGCCUGCCCCACCAUAUCCAAGCAGCCGCUGGACCUCUACCGGCUGUAUCUGCUAGUACGCGACCGCGGAGGAUUCGUUGAGGUCACAAAGAACAAAACGUGGAAAGAUAUAGCGGGUCUGUUGGGGAUUGGCGCAUCGUCGUCAGCGGCCUAUACCCUGAGGAAGCACUACACAAAGAAUCUGCUCGCAUAUGAAUGUCACUUUGACCGCGGUGGGAUCGAUCCCCAGCCUAUUAUCAAUCAAGUUGAAGCCUCGACUAAGAAGAAGGGAGGCAAAUCUAAUAAUACUGCUAGUGCUGCAGGGUCAUCAAACUCGCAAGAUUCAUUCCCGUCAGCAGGCGGCGGCGGCGCGCCCGCGGCACCCGGCAUGGACGGCUACGGCGCUCAGUACGCUGGCUACCCCCCACCAAACACGCAGCCGCAGGGCGGCGGGCCGGGCGGGGACAACCUCGCCGCCUCCAACCCCUUCGACGAGCCGCCGGGGCCGCGCAGACCCCCAGGUUACCAACAAGGAUACGGGUACGAAUAUGGAUCUCCAUACCCAUCAAAUAGGCCUGUUUAUCCUCCAUAUGGUCCAGAAGGUGACAGAGCGUACGGCAGCGGCGAGUACCGGUACGGGGGGUACGCGGGCGGGUACCGUGCGGGCGCGCCUCCGCCCCCCGGCACCCCGCCCCCCGCGCAGCCCUACCCCGACUACUACCGCGCCCAGCCCGCCCCGCAUCCGCACCCGCAGCACCCCCAACACCCCCAGCACCCUCAACAUCCCCAACACCCUCAACAUGCGCCCCACGCGCCGCACGCGCAGCACUCGCCGCACCCCCAGCAUCCGCAGCACACGCCCCCCAUUGAGAUGUCUGGCGGCGCGCAGCCGGCGGUCGGUAGCCUAAUGAGCUCGCAGCUCGCUCGCCAGCUGGUGGCGCCGCUGCCCAACAGCGCGCGGCCCUACGUACGGACCGGGGCGGCGGGCGCGGGCGCUGCGGGCGCGGGGCCAGCGGGCGCACCGCGCAGGCACCCGGACUUCGCGAAGGGCGAGCCGUUCUCUGCGGGCGGCGCGCGCUUCCCCGGCCCGGGCCCCUGGGGCGCCGGCUUUGCCCGCUCGCCCGCGCCGCAGCCCGCCUGGCGCGCACCGCUGCCCGCCUCGCCCGCGCAGCCGCCCGCCUGGCCGCCGCACCAGCCCUACCAGCCGCCGAGUUCGGUGCAGGCCGGGGGAGCGGGCCAGAUCAAGCGAGAGUUGACUUUCCCCCCGGAGUGCGUCGAGUCCACGGUGCCCACCGGCGAGAAGCGGCGUCGGCUCACCAAGGCGGACGUGGCGCCCGUCGACGCCUGGCGCAUCAUGAUGGCGCUGAAGUCCGGCCUGCUAGCGGAGACUUGCUGGGCGCUAGAUAUCCUCAACAUACUGCUCUUCGACGAUAACUGUAUAAGUUACUUCGGCCUGCAGCACAUGCCGGGCCUGCUGGAUCUCUUGCUGGAGCAUUUCCAUCGGAGUUUGAGCGACGUUUUCGACGCCCCGAUGCCGGAGAACGAACCGUGGUACGCGACGCCGACGACUGCCGAGCCACCGGCGAAAGUCAGGCGGAGAGCGGAGCCCCCCGACCCCGCCGACCGCGUGCGCGUGCUCUCCGGCGAGAAUUACACGCUGCAAUCUCGUCGGCGGCACACCGUCGUACACAAGAGCGACGAGGACCUGUUUGCGCCAGACGAGUGCGAAUCCGACAGCGAGCGCGUCGAGGACGUGCUGGAGCCGUGGCAGUUCGGCGGCGACUCGGCGGGCGCCGCCCACGUCGUGCCCUGCUUCCGCGGAGAGUUCCUGCCGCUGCCCUUCGUGCGCCUGCUGCCGGGCGACAGGCCGCCCUCGCCCCCCGCACCUCCGGCGCCCGCCGCGCCCCCUCAGACGCCACCCGAUCAUGACGUUCAGGCGUCCGACUCCACGCAGGCACCGGACACGCCGACGCCCACACCGACGCCGCCCGACACAGACGCGGACAACCUCGAAGCCGAACCCAUGGACCUGGAGCCGGAGCGGCGGCCGACGCUCCUCAUCCGCGACCCCGCCGGGGUGCUCAAGCGGCGACGCCUGGAGGACUACGAGGACGAGUGCUACACGCGUGACGAGCCCAGUUUGAACCUGGUCAACGAGACCCGCGACGCCCUGUCCAAGCGUUGCAUCGCGCUCUCGAACAUCCUCCGUGGGCUGACCUUCGUGCCCGGCAACGAGGCGGAAUUCUCCCGAUCGAGUGCUUUUCUGGCGCUGGCGGGUAAGCUUCUCCUGUUGCAUCACGAGCACGCCCCGCGAGCGGCGCGGGCGCGCGCGUACGAGCGGGCGGCGCGCGACGAGGCCGACGUGGAGGCGUGCUGCUCCAGUCUGCGCGGCGAGAGCGAGUGGUGGUGGGACACGCUGGCGCAUCUCCGCGAGGACGCGCUCGUCUGCUGCGCCAACAUCGCCGGCAGCGUCGAGCUGGCCGGUCAGCCGGAGGCCGUGGCGCGCCCGCUGCUGGACGGGCUGCUGCACUGGAGCGUGUGUCCCGCCGCCGUGGCCGGAGACGCACCGCCGGCCGCCGCGCCCGGUUCGCCGCUCUCCCCGCGCCGGCUGGCGCUCGAGGCGCUCUGCAAACUGUGCGUCACGGACGCGAACGUGGACCUGGUGCUGGCGACGCCGCCGCGCGGGCGGGUGGCGCAGCUGUGCGCGGGGCUGGCGCGCGACCUGUGCCGGCCGGAGAGGCCGGUGGUGCGCGAGUUCGCGGUCAACAUCCUGCAUUACCUGGCGGGCGCUGGGGGAGCGGCGGCGCGCGAGGUCGCGCUGCACGCGCCCGCGGUGGCGCACCUCGUGGCGUUCAUCGAGCGCGCGGAGCACGCUGCACUGGGCGUGGCCAACCACCACGGCGUUGCAGCGCUGCGCGACAACCCGGACGCGAUGGGCACGUCGCUGGACAUGCUGCGACGUGCGGCCGCCACGCUGCUGCGGCUGGCCGAGCACCCGGAGAACCGGCCGCUGAUCCGCCGACACGAGCGCCGCCUGCUGUCGCUCGUCAUGAGUCAGAUCCUGGACCAGAAGGUGGCGCACGAGCUGGCCGACGUGCUGUACCAGUGCAGCCAGCGCGCCGACGAGCCGCGCGCCGAGCAGUAGACGCGCGCCGGACAGUGCGGCAGUGCAGUAGUGCGGCAGUGCGGCAGUGCGGGCAGUGCGCGGGACGCGAGAGGACGCGAGUGCUACCGAGGCGGUACGUGUAUAUAGAGUGGGUGGACGUCACUUAUAGCGGUCGAGUGUUAGUCUGUACAAUGCGAUUCUUUUUGUUAUUUAUGUCCAUGAUGAUUUAUUUACAAGAAUGUCAAUGUGCUAUAAUCGAUAUCUUUUGUUCGAUUGAGAAACAGAUGUAUUAUAACUCGUAAUUUUGAUUUUUAUAAUAAAAUGGGACUUGAAUCUGUUUAUUGGUUUUAUGAUGGAGAUUUAUACCGAGUACCUUUGGCACCUCCGUCUCCGGGAGAAGUGAAGCAGUAGCGGCGAGGAGCUUAUGUGGGCUAUAAGUUUUAAUUAAGUUUAAUGUGAAUUAUUACAAUAAUCUAUAAUAUAUUGAAAUUGAAUCUGAAUUCUUUUCUUUCCAAUUGGCAUUUUUAACUAACUUCUCCUUUCGAACAAAAUUAUCUUCCCCAAUUGAAAUCAUUUUUAAUGAAAACACUUUGUAUAAUACUUUGUU